AUGUGUCCUCAGAGUUAUAACCGAUCUUAUACAUUGAGCGAAUUACUGCAGAAAUUUAAAUUUAUUAGAAAUCUUGAUUCUAACCCGGAAACCAAGAUAGUAUCGCUACUUGGAACUGUUGACUCAAGAGAUGCAAUAUUAACUGCAGAAAAGACCCAUUUUAUUCACAAUGAUACUAUUAGAAGGCAGUCUAUACAUCCUCCUCUUAUGAGUAUAAACAGUUACAAGAACCCGAAAAGAGAAUGUCGUUUUGUUAGGACUGGUGAAAAUGAAGUUGCACCAGUUUCUGAUGAUGAAUUAGGAUUAAGAGACCCAUGUGCGAGUGAAUUUUCUUUUGUGAAAGGUGUUAUUGAGUUAAACGAACUAACCUCUAAUGAUAACUUCCAUUGGGCCUUAGCUGUACUGAGGGAACACAUAGAUGAAAACCCGACUGCUAAGAUUAGUAUAAUAUGGCCUGCUACAGAUGUUCAUAUAAGAAGAUAUGAUCAGCAGAAGUUGCACAUUGUUAAGGAAACACCGGAGAUGUAUGAAAAUAUUGUUAAACCCUUUAUAGAUGAGAUGUCCACUUUCAAAAAAUUGGAAUGGGUUUACAAAAUCUUAUAUGAAAAUACAGAGGAAGGAAGGAUCAUAUACAAACAAUAUAAUGAACUCAAUAAAAAUGAUGGGUUUAUUUUAUUGCCGGAUACAAGAUGGGAUGGCGAGACAUUGGAAUCUUUGUAUUUAGUUGCACUAAUGUACAGAGAUGAUAUCAAGUCCAUUAGGGAUUUUCGACCACACCAUAAGGAUUGGUUGAUCAAAAUUAACAGUUUAUUAAAAUCUGUUAUCCCACCAUGUUACAACUAUGCCAUUCGAGCCGAUGAGUUACGUAUCUUUAUCCAUUAUCAACCUUCAUAUUAUCAUUUACAUAUUCAUGUUGUACAUAUCAAGCACCCAGGUCUUAGUGGUGGAUUACAUGACGGGAAGGCAAUACAAAUAGAUGAUGCCAUAGAAAACUUGGAUUUCUUAGGUCCUGAUGGAUGGAAAUCUACGUGUAUUACAUAUACCAUUGGAGAGAAUCAUCCAUUAUGGUCAAGGGGACUAAAAAAUGAGGUUCAAAAACAAUUGAAAGAAGCAAAUAUUAAAGAACUUCCCGAAAUAAUUAAUAGUAUCCAAGUGCCAAAUUGA
Molecule: messenger RNA, 1164 nt
Organism: Maudiozyma saulgeensis
Lineage: Eukaryota; Fungi; Ascomycota; Saccharomycetes; Saccharomycetales; Saccharomycetaceae
Source: the annotation of a GenBank genome assembly